Messenger RNA from Daphnia pulex (common water flea), 1198 nucleotides. Its product is annotated as trypsin alpha-like. The coding region runs from base 18 to 881 and encodes 287 amino acids. The record is from RefSeq and is a predicted model, not a curated record. Gene Ontology annotation, biological process: proteolysis. Gene Ontology annotation, molecular function: serine-type endopeptidase activity. NCBI's taxonomy places the organism in Eukaryota, Metazoa, Arthropoda, Branchiopoda, Diplostraca, Daphniidae. The transcript has 6 exons.
UAUUAACAAGCGAUAGAAUGGAGAGCAAGAAGCUCGUUUUUGUUCUAUACGCUACAGUUCUCUCCUACGUCGCAGGGCUGUACACCUCGAAUGACCGCAUUAUUAAUGGCGGUUUGGCCUCACCCGGACAAUUUCCGUACGUAGCAUCGAUCACUGAAAACGGCCGUCAUUUCUGUGGAGGAUUCAUUUACAGCUCACGAUGGGUCGUUACCGCAGCUUCCUGUAUUGAAGGGAAAUCAUUGAAUGUAUUGAAUGUCGUUGUUGGACAGUUGAGCACCAUAAAUCCGGAUGUUAACGAGCAGACAAUGAAUGUCUAUACCCUCAAUAUUUUCCCCGGAUACAACAGUACGAACAAACUGAAUGAUAUCGCUCUCAUCAGAUUAACAGCGGAUAUUCAAUUUGAUGAAGCCAAUGUUGAUUUCAUCGUAUAUAAAGAAGCCAACGGACUGACAUUUGGACUAGUCAUGGGAUGGGGUGCAACUUUUGAAGGGGGAUUGGAAUCGGUCAAUCUUCGCUAUGGAGCGGUGUCACCAUAUCCAGUGGUAGACGCUUCGUCUAAAUGUGGAGAUUUUCUCAGCACUGAAUUUAAUUUUACGUCCACGAUAUGUGCGGGGGCCACAGCCGCAACCGCAUAUCCCGGCGGUUCACCUUGUCAGUACGACGAAGGUUCCCCAUUCGUUCAAGAUUUUGUUGAUCCUGACACGUCAAAGGUGAUUCCCACUGCUGUGGGCAUUUUUUCCAAGAAUAAAAUGUGCGCCUACGGAACCCUUGAAGCUAUAAGCGUUUACACCCGUUUGUCCGUGUUUUAUCCUUGGUUCCUAGCCACGGCAGGUGAACAACCGGUUCGCUCCAAAAAAGACACUAAAGGCACAGCACGAUGAAAAUUCAAGUAUCUUGCACACGGUCAAAAGGGAACGGAGGAGAAAUAUAUUUCACCCCUUGUCGCUUCGUGUAAGCAGCAGAUAUUCGGCACGAUUCUACUGCUAUGCAUAUCACAUUAUUGUUGUUGUAUCAUACAAAUAAUAAAGUAAUAAUAACCAACUAUAAUAAUAUAGCCUAGUCAUAAAAAUAAUAACCAUUAAAAUUGUACUUGGUAUGCUGAUAGUUUGUAGUUGUCCUUUAUCUAGUCUUUUUGCCCCAAAAUCAAUUGUCAAAAUACAAGUCCAUGCAGCAUAUUUUUUAAAUAAAAAAUGUUCAC